AUGGCAAAGAACGAAAGAAAAAUAAAAUUCAAGGGGAAAGGAAGUGGUUGGGAGCAAGGAGUCGAGAAGGCGAGCGUAAAGGGAAGGUUGACAGGCAAGGCGGCCGAACUCCUGAACCCUCCAAAAACCUACGGUUUUCGGUCGGGGAUGGCCAAAUUCUGGGCGAUGCAGAUUGCUCCCUCAGAUCAGUGGAAUCGCUCUCCUUCUUUGCAAGCUCUGCACGAGGAUUUGAAUUGGAUUAAAAGGGCAGUGAGUAAUAGGAAACUAUGUGAAAUAUUUGAGAAGAAGGCGAUUGCUCGGGCGACUUCAGGGGAAGAUGAAGUCGCUCAUGCUGUAAGAAUGAGAAGAAAGGAAAUCAAUGACCUGGGAUCCUUCACUCUCAAAGAGUGUGACGGUGCCAACGAACAUCAUAAAAGAGUGGCUCUUAUUCUAACAGAGGGAUGCAAAACCCUAAAUGAGGUAUCUAUAUUUUCCUUGGGCCAAGCCAUUGUAAUCACUGAUCUGUUGAAGAAUGGCCAACUCACUGUUAAUGAUAAAGUAGAGAUUCCUCUGGCCAUUAUUUCAGAUGCAGAAGAUCUUUCAAAAGAGCUCCAGUCUACUCCGGAGCCUAUGAGUUUAGGCCCGUCAACUAUUCGAGUCUAUUUCAUGGAUGACCCGGACAGAGAGCCCGAGAUUAUAUUGGCAGAGGGCUAUUCGAAAUAUUUCCAAAUAGGAUGGUAUAUGAGCCACCAUCAUAACAUCCCAGAAGUAGACGUAUGGGUCAGACAUAAAGGGCAGCACACCCUCACCACCAAUGGCCUCUUCUGGGAACAUGUAAGACUAACUCAAGCAAUUCAGAAAGAUGAUGGGGCGAUUCUAGACGUGGAUAUCGUGGAUGUCCGAAGGAGAGACCGAUACAUCGUUGCGCUGGUACAAGACGAAAAUAAAAAGGAGAAGCCGGUCUCGGUAAAGGUGGUGGUCCUUGUUGUAAUUCAAGUUGCGAGAUGCUCUGGUUCCAUCUG
Acaulospora colombiana is the source of this 1001-nucleotide messenger RNA. Lineage: Eukaryota; Fungi; Glomeromycota; Glomeromycetes; Diversisporales; Acaulosporaceae. The record is from the annotation of a GenBank genome assembly.